UCUCGUGACUCUCCCUCCAACUGGUCUCCUAAGCGGAGCAAAGGCUGGACACACUACCAGAAAUCCUGCAAGUCCACUUUUGCCUCACAUGAUAACUGGCACAACUUAUUGUGUAACAACAAGAUGGAGUGUCCUGACCAAUACAGCGAUUGUUUGUCAGGACGAUGUCUAUGCCAUUUUGGUUUCGAUCAAGAGGAGAAGAAGUGUGUUGUUACAGAGACAUGUGUAGACUGGCUGGCCAAAGGCGCGAAGAGUGGUGUCUACACCGUUCAGCUAGCAUUCUACGGAGCUCGGUCAGUGUGGUGUGACAUGGACACUGCGGGCGGCGGCUGGCUGGUCAUCCAGAGACGUCGUGACUUCACAGUUGACUUCAACCGGAGCUGGACAGAAUAUGCAAGCGGGUUUGGUAACCUCUCUGGAGAUUUCUGGCUGGGCAUAGACGCGAUUGGCGAACUGGCAUCUUAUGAUACGCGCUUGAGAGUGGAGCUGGUGGAUUGGACAGGGACACAAUACUGGGCGGAAUACAGCCAUUUCUCUCUGGGGAGUCCUCAGGGUGACUACCAACUUUACGCCUCCGGCUACUCGGGUACCGCAG
This is a messenger RNA of Pomacea canaliculata, 595 nucleotides long. Its product is annotated as angiopoietin-related protein 7-like. The transcript has 4 exons. Lineage: Eukaryota; Metazoa; Mollusca; Gastropoda; Architaenioglossa; Ampullariidae. The record is from RefSeq and is a predicted model, not a curated record. The annotation marks the transcript as partial.